Westerdykella ornata is the source of this 819-nucleotide messenger RNA. RefSeq lists its product as uncharacterized. The coding region runs from base 1 to 819 and encodes 272 amino acids. Lineage: Eukaryota; Fungi; Ascomycota; Dothideomycetes; Pleosporales; Sporormiaceae. Gene Ontology annotation, biological process: regulation of DNA-templated transcription. Gene Ontology annotation, molecular function: DNA-binding transcription factor activity. The record is from RefSeq and is a predicted model, not a curated record. The transcript has 2 exons.
AUGUCUUUGCAUUCCACACCACUUCUGCAGUCGAACUCCCAUCCCCGUUCGGGAAGGAAGUCCAGUAAAAGAAAUCCAGAUGGGGUUGCUGCACCGGCUCAGAAACCGAAAAAAGUCAACAGCGAGAUUCGAAAACAGCAGAACAGAAUAGCUUCUAGGAACUACCGCGAGAAGCGCAAACGCAAACUGCAGUACCUCCAGCAACUGCUCCAGGAUGAACCAGCAUCACAGUCAAAUGAACCAUUGGCGGAACCAUCAGAAGAUGCGCGUUCACGCUCAGUCUCCACGGAAUACAUAGGCCAGCACCCAUCACCCCCGGCAUCCAUUACACUCCCUUCAACUCCCGACUUCCCAACUUACAGUACAACGCUGUCUUCAACAACCGGAACGCUCGUGGAUCCCCCACUUGCACUUGCCAGUCCUUAUCACAGCCCGUACCCGACCCCCUCAUUGCCGGUAUCCAGCCUUGAGUCAGCCUGGAGCCCGUCGUUGCCCAUAACGGAACCUCUUGUGAUACCCUUAUGGAACGAUUCUCCUUGGAUGGCCGACUUCUCAUCAUUGCAACUUCCCACUCCAGAAACUGAGAGCUACGAGCCAUACCCAUAUGCUCCAGCGACAUCGCAACCCCUGUACGAACAACCGCUUCCGGCGUCUUUGUCGCCUCCCCUGGCGAACCCUUUGGUUUUUCACCAGCGCGACAGCCUCAUCCCGGCUCCUUACAUGCAACCUCGGAGUGAACUCCACCAUCCUCAGCCUAACAGCAUCGUCCAUGUGGGCUUCCACUCGUCGUUCCCAUACGAGCAAAUACCAUAUCACUAA